GCGAGUCACUAAGGGCAAUACCGUGGCUGGUGCCAUACAAAUCCGUCUGGACUCCCGCAAUACAUCCGACGGUGACGCCAACCACACAGGUUUGGGGGAAACUAUAUCAGUACCCGGACAUAGAGCCAACCCCGUCCCCAGACUACCCUAUCACGAAAAAUCCCUUAUUCAUACCAGGUAAAGGAGGCUACCAAUUAACACCUGUAAAGGGCGAUAGAAAGGAAGUGGAUAUAACACUUAAGAAGGUGAUGCAAGAAGGGGGAUUAGUACCAAUUACUCACUUGACCGAGGGGAAGAUCCCUACUCUCAUGCAGAGAUUCCAAUAUGCACAAUUACGACACUUCCUUACCACGCAAGGUUUGUCCCAAUGGGCUCCCAGGGAAAGGACUAAAUUUGAAAAAUUAUGUGCAGGAGUUAAGCCGCCUCCCAGACAGACUUCCCUCUGCUACAGACUCCAACAAACUCAGGCGUUCACACAAUUACCAUAUUUCACUAGACUGUGGAGCGAACACAUAAACGGUGAACUCGGGGAGGGUGACUGGACGAAUAUAUUUCGAACUAUCUUUCAUUCACAUUCCAGUGUACCCCUACAGGAGAUAAACUAUAAAUUUAUUGCUAAAUGGUAUAUCACUCCGGCGGAUAUACACAAAUUUGCUCCCGACUCCUCCCCUCUGUGUUGGAGAUGUCAUUCUCAUAAGGGCACCUUUCAGCAUAUUUGGUGGUCAUGUGGGGAGGUGUCAGCCUUCUGGAGGGAAGUUUGGAAUACGGUGAAUCUGGUAACCGAAAUGUCUAUUCCCUUCAACCCAGAGACACUUCUCUUACUUCACCUGAAAACCCCACUCCGCCAAUUUAAAUACUCCCUCACCUUUUUCAUGCUGACAGCAGCCAAAAGCACAAUUGUACACAAAUGGAAAUCAACGUCCCUGCCGACCACGCAGGACUGGUACACAAAAAUAGAAUACUUUCAUGAGAUGGAGGAACUGAGAUGGGGAUCCCUAGAUCAGUACCAUAGGUACCAUAACAUUUGGCAACCUUGGAAAUACUUUUUUUGGGGAAAACUCGCACAAGGCCAAACACACAUUAUCCCAUCUCGACCCAAGGGGGAUCCUGUGGACCGGAUUGGGGCCGGAGCAGUAUAG
Messenger RNA from Pelobates cultripes (western spadefoot toad), 1139 nucleotides. The record is from the annotation of a GenBank genome assembly. NCBI's taxonomy places the organism in Eukaryota, Metazoa, Chordata, Amphibia, Anura, Pelobatidae.